CCAUGCUGCUCUUCUGCCCGGCCUGCGGCAACGUGCUGGUGGCCGAGGAGGGGCCGCGCUGCCACCGCUUCGCCUGCACCACCUGCCCCUACGUGCGCAACGUGACGCGCAAGGUGACGAGCAGGAAGUACCCGCAGCUCAAGGAGGUGGACGACGUGCUGGGCGGCGCGGCGGCCUGGGAGAACGUGGACUCCACGGCGGAGCCGUGCCCCAAGUGCGAGCACCCSCGCGCCUACUUCAUGCAGCUGCAGACGCGCUCGGCCGACGAGCCCAUGACCACGUUCUACAAGUGCUGCAACGCGCAGUGCGGCCACCGCUGGAGGGACUGAG
Molecule: messenger RNA, 330 nt
Organism: Nothoprocta perdicaria
Lineage: Eukaryota; Metazoa; Chordata; Aves; Tinamiformes; Tinamidae
Gene: POLR3K
Product: RNA polymerase III subunit K
Exons: 3
Coding region: 3-329 (108 amino acids)
Biological process (GO): termination of RNA polymerase III transcription; DNA-templated transcription
Cellular component (GO): RNA polymerase III complex
Molecular function (GO): nucleic acid binding; DNA-directed RNA polymerase activity; zinc ion binding
Source: RefSeq, a predicted model, not a curated record